Danaus chrysippus (African queen) is the source of this 2337-nucleotide messenger RNA. Lineage: Eukaryota; Metazoa; Arthropoda; Insecta; Lepidoptera; Nymphalidae. The record is from the annotation of a GenBank genome assembly.
AUGAUGAAGCCUCUACUGAGACAGAUUGAUUUGGACAAUAUAUGGGGGGACCUGAGAGAAGGAAUCGAGCAGGUUUACAAGAGGGAGUACAUGCACAGACAGAGAUACAUGGAUCUAUAUACUCAUGUAUAUAAUUACUGUACGUCGGUACAUCAGCAAAGCUCUAGCGGUUCCAGCAAAAGCCUCACUACCAGCAACAGUUUCGGCAGUUACAGCAGCCGGAACAGGAAUAAGACUGGUCAAGUCGGCAGCGGAGCUCAACUGGUUGGUCUCGAGUUAUACAAACGACUGAGAGAAUUUUUGAGGACGUACCUCCUAAACUUACUCAAGAAUGGUUCAGACUUGAUGGGUGAGGAUGUACUGGCGUAUUAUACCAAGCAGUGGGAAUUAUACCAAUUCUCAUCCCGUGUGCUCAACGGAGUCUGUUCAUACCUAAACCGACAUUGGGUCAAGAGGGAAUGCGAGGAGGGUAGAAAGAAUAUAUACGAGAUAUAUCAACUGGCUUUAGUUACAUGGCGCGACAAUUUGUUCAAAUGUCUGAACAAGCAAGUUACAAAUGCUGUACUCAAAUUGAUUGAACGAGAGAGAAACGGAGAGACGAUUAACACGAGACUAGUUACAGGAGUUAUCAACUGCUAUGUAGCUUUGGGUCUGAACGAAGAUGAUGUAUCAUCAAGAGGUCAAAAUUUAGUGGUUUACAAGGAUACCUUCGAAGCAGUUUUCCUUGAAGACACAGAAAGGUUCUAUAUAAGAGAGAGCUCCGACUUCCUAAAGAACAAUCCGGUCACAGAAUAUAUGAUUAAGGCGGAACAACGUCUGCACGAAGAACAGAAGCGCGUUCAGGUGUAUUUACACGAGACGACCAUGGAGAGACUUGCCAAGACCUGCGACAGGGUCCUCAUAGAGAAACACCUGGAGAUAUUCCACGCUGAGUUCCAGAAACUUCUGGAUGGCAAUAAGAACACAGACCUGGGUCGUAUGUACAGUUUAGUAGCCAGAAUACCCAGCGGUCUGUGCGAACUGCGCAAACUACUGGAACAACACAUACACACACAGGGACUGCACGCGAUCGACAAGUGCGGGGACUGUGUACACACGGAUCCAAAAGUGUAUGUAUCUACAAUACUUGAAGUACACAAGAAGUACAAUGCUCUAGUGCUAAUGGCUUUCAACAAUGACUCUGGCUUUGUAGCCGCACUUGACAAAGCCUGUGGGAGAUUCAUAAACAGUAAUUCAGUAACAAAAGCAGCUAAUUCUUCAUCCAAGAGUCCCGAGCUGCUGGCUAAGUAUUGUGACCUUCUGUUGAAGAAAUCUAGCAAGAACCCUGAAGAAGCUGAGCUAGAAGAUACAUUGAACCAAGUUAUGGUUGUCUUCAAGUACAUAGAGGAUAAAGAUGUUUUCCAGAAGUUCUACAGCAAGAUGCUGGCGAAACGGCUGGUGCAGCACAUGUCGGCCAGUGAUGACGCUGAGGCAUCAAUGAUUUCAAAACUGAAACAGGCUUGCGGCUUUGAAUACACCAGCAAAUUACAGAGAAUGUUCCAGGACAUUGGCGUUUCAAAGGAUUUGAAUGAAAACUUCCGCAAGCACAUGUCUAAUAGUUCAGAACAACCUCUGCAUAUAGAUUUCAGUAUACAAGUGUUGUCAUCUGGUUCUUGGCCCUUCCAGCAAUCAUCUAGCUUCCAACUGCCCACAGAAUUGGAGCGUUCAGUACAUAGAUUCACAACAUUCUAUUCAUCUCAACACUCGGGCAGAAAGCUGAACUGGCUUUAUAACAUGAGCAAGGGCGAACUGGUUACGAAUUGUUUUAAAAACCGAUACACUCUACAGGCCAGUACUUUCCAAAUGGCUGUUCUGUUACAAUAUAAUGAUAACACAGCUUGGAGUGUACGUCAGUUGGAACAUCAUACAGGCAUCAAAGGAGACUUCUUAGUACAGGUUCUACAAAUCCUUCUUAAAGCUAAGCUGCUGGUGUGCGCCGAUGACGAAAGUGAACUCACAGAGACAUCUAUCGUUGAACUUUACUUAGGAUAUAAAAAUAAAAAACUGCGUGUUAAUAUAAAUAUACCGCUCAAGACGGAAUUGAAAGUUGAACAAGAGGCGACACACAAACACAUUGAGGAAGACAGAAAGAUGCUUAUACAGGCUGCUAUAGUUCGCAUCAUGAAGACUCGCAAGACUCUCAAACAUCAACAUUUGGUUGUUGAAGUGUUGAAUCAACUAUCAUCACGGUUCAAGCCUCGCGUGCCUGUUAUUAAGAAAUGCAUCGACAUAUUGAUCGAGAAGGAGUAUUUGGAACGUACAGAAGGAGAGAAAGACACAUACAGCUAUCUAGCUUGA